AUUUUCUGUGAAGAACGGAGAAGAAUCGUUGAAGUCAUGGCAAGAACUAAACAGACCGCUCGUAAAUCCACCGGUGGAAAAGCCCCGAGGAAGCAGCUCGCUACUAAAGCCGCCCGUAAGAGCGCACCAGCCACCGGCGGAGUCAAGAAGCCUCAUCGUUACAGGCCCGGUACCGUGGCUCUGCGAGAGAUCCGCCGUUAUCAGAAGUCCACUGAGCUGCUGAUUCGCAAACUGCCUUUCCAGCGUCUGGUGAGAGAAAUCGCUCAGGAUUUCAAGACGGAUCUGCGCUUCCAGAGUUCCGCUGUCAUGGCCCUGCAGGAGUCCAGCGAGGCUUAUUUGGUCGGUCUGUUUGAGGACACCAACUUGUGUGCCAUCCAUGCCAAGAGGGUCACCAUCAUGCCCAAAGACAUUCAGCUGGCCCGCCGCAUUCGUGGAGAACGAGCUUAA
Xyrauchen texanus (razorback sucker) is the source of this 447-nucleotide messenger RNA. RefSeq names its product histone H3. Gene Ontology annotation, molecular function: protein heterodimerization activity; structural constituent of chromatin; DNA binding. Gene Ontology annotation, cellular component: nucleosome. The record is from RefSeq and is a predicted model, not a curated record. Lineage: Eukaryota; Metazoa; Chordata; Actinopteri; Cypriniformes; Catostomidae. The transcript has a single exon. Bases 37 to 447 code for a protein of 136 amino acids.